Molecule: messenger RNA, 1050 nt
Organism: Solanum lycopersicum (tomato)
Lineage: Eukaryota; Viridiplantae; Streptophyta; Magnoliopsida; Solanales; Solanaceae
Source: RefSeq, a predicted model, not a curated record
AUGAUAGUUCUUAUAUAUGUAGAUGAUCUGUUAUUAACAGGAAAUGAUCAAGCAAUGAUUCAGCAAACUAAGGAGAGGUUACAACAAGCUUUCAAGAUCAAGGAUUUGGGAGAACUAAGAUACUUUCUUGGGCUGGAAUUUGCUAGAAAUAAUGCUGGAAUUCUAAUACAUCAAAGGAAGUAUGCUUUAGAGCUCAUAUCAGACAUGGGGUUGGCAGGUGCCAAACCAGUCUCAACUCCAAUGGAAUUGAAUCAAAAACUUACUACAGUUGAAUUUGAUGCUAGUAUUUCAUCUAGAUGUCCUGAUGAAACAUUAAAAGAUCCUACAGGAUAUCAAAGGUUAAUUGGGAGGUUGUUGUAUCUCACAACUACUAGACCUGAUAUAUCAUUUGUUGUACAGUGCUUAAGUCAAUUUAUGCACUCUCCAAAGACUUCACAUAUGGAGGCUGCAAUGAGACUAGUUAGAUAUGUGAAAUCAGAACCAGGACUUGGUAUUUUGAUGGCAUCAACAGGGGGAAAUGAUUUGCAGGUUUUUUGUGAUGCUGAUUGGGGUGCAUACAUUAAUAGUAGAAGAUCAAUUACAGGAUACUUGGUACAAUAUGGAGGUUCACCUAUAUCUUGGAAAUCUAAGAAACAAGUGACAGUGUCUAGAAGUUCAGUAGAGGCAGAAUAUAGAGCAAUGGCAUCUACAGUUGCUGAAAUUUUUUGGAUUGUUGGUUUGUUUGAUGAACUUGGAAUCAAGAUUAAUCUUCAUGUGCCAUUGUAUUCAGACAGUACUUCUGCGAUUCAAAUAGCAUCUAAUCCAGUGUUCCAUGAGAGAACAAAACACAUAGAUAUAGACUGCCAUUUCGUGAGGGAAAAGAUACAAGAAGGAUUGGUUAGUACAACACAUUUGACAUCAUCUGAACAGCCUGCAGACAUAUUCACUAAGGCACUUGGACGAGAUUCUCAUAUACAUCUUGUAUCCAAGCUAGGAAUGAAGAACAUCUUCAUAGUUCCUAGCUUGAGGGAGGGUGUAAAAGAGUUAAACAACUGCAUUGAUGUACAUUGA